CUUCAUUGAGUAUAAAUUCUACCUCUUUUGCACUCUUGUAGCACACAAAGCAAUUUUCUAAAAUCUCAUCUAUAUACUUUUUAUAGAAGAAUGGCCUCUUUUCAAAAGCAGUUAGCUGUUUUCAUGCUUCUCUUCUGGGUCGCUAUAAUUGCCAAAUAUUCAGGAUCACCAAACAUGAUGGUUAUGGCUGUACGUGACUUGCCUUUGGAUGUGGCUAUCAUGGAACAAGCUCUUUUUCCAAAUGGAGGAAUCACUUGCCAGAGAUCAUGUAAAACAAACAAUGAUUGCUCAGAUGGUAUUUUUUGCAGGAGAUGCCAUUAUUUUCCAAAAGAGAACGUCCGCAUUUGUCUUGCUGCUUAAUUACGUAUUUUCACGUAAUUAAGGGAUUAAUAAUGAUGUGUAAUGUGUCGUUUAAUAAUAAAUAAGGCGAUUUGCAAUUGCUUCGGCUCUGUAUGUUGCAAAUUGUCAUAAAAUGUUUGUAUUGUAAACAUGUCUUGAUGUAUCGUAUGUUAUUGUGUCGUCUUUAUUUUAUGUAUUAAUGAAUGGACUAUGGUGUGAUAAUAAGAAGUGUAUUAUGUAUACGAUGAAGUAUUAGUCGAAAAGUUUUUAUUA
Messenger RNA from Lycium ferocissimum, 612 nucleotides. RefSeq lists its product as uncharacterized. Gene Ontology annotation, molecular function: endopeptidase inhibitor activity. The coding region runs from base 91 to 360 and encodes 89 amino acids. The transcript has 2 exons. Lineage: Eukaryota; Viridiplantae; Streptophyta; Magnoliopsida; Solanales; Solanaceae. The record is from RefSeq and is a predicted model, not a curated record.